Molecule: messenger RNA, 4104 nt
Organism: Vespa mandarinia (Asian giant hornet)
Lineage: Eukaryota; Metazoa; Arthropoda; Insecta; Hymenoptera; Vespidae
Gene: bru3
Product: CUGBP Elav-like family member bruno 3
Molecular function (GO): RNA binding
Source: RefSeq, a predicted model, not a curated record
CGCGCGUCUACGCGUGUUCUCCCUCUCUCGUUCUCGUCCCUGCGCACAAAGACCGGCGCCUACUACAACCCUCGUGGUGGGCGCCUCGUGGACCAUCGCUUUUGCCUUCUACGAUACGGCCCUGAGAAUAAGCCAGUCGCAGUUAUACGCGCGCCCUUCCGUACCGUUCUUUGUCCCCAUUCUUUCUUUUUCCCUUGCCGAGUUGCUACGUUUCAAGAAGCUCCUUUCGCGACCGUGUCGCUCGCGUGCCUUACCACCAAAAGAAAAAAAAAAGAAAAAAAAACGACUGCGAAACGACUUUCUUUUAAUCCUCUCUUUUUCAUCCUUCUCCUAACUUUGCUAUUAUUCACACGUGCGCGAGUUCGCUUUCGAUGAUGACAUAAGAGUCUUUCUCGGCCUUGCGAAAUAACGAUGGUGUAUUUCUGGCGAUCGCGCGGACACGUGCUCUUACUUGUGCGUUCCAUCUAGCCGGAUGUUUCGAAGCUCUUUUCGCAAAACCAGUUGCAUCGUCACGAGUGUUUUGUUUACGCGCUUUCAUAAGAAAAAGGGUGGGGAGAGAGAAAGAGAGAGAGAGAGAGAGAGAGAGAGAGAGAGAGAGAGAACGAGCAGCGUAAGUGUGUGUGCCUUUCGCGUGAUUCUGCGCAGUGUCGAAUCGUAAGCCGGUCAGAAAUUAUAAGCUAAGCACGUUCUCGACUCCGAGUCGUUCUUAGUUUCGAAAGGGAAAGGAUAAAGGAUUAACAGUGUUCCUUCUUGCCGAUUUUGCGAAAAGUUCCAAAAGUUUUUUGGUGUUCCAUUACGAUUUCAAACGUGUGAAAAAGUGUGGUCGUUGCCGAGUGGAGAAAUAGCAAUCCGUUCGACGAAUUAAUCGAUCGACGGAUCAUCCAGAAUAAGUUUUUUCGUUCUCAGAAGAAGCAAGAUGGUCGACUUCAUCAGCUAUCCGGAGAUUUCCUAUCUCUACGAUGAACUUCUCAUGAUGAACCGUCCUAUUCAAGUGAAGCCGGCGGACAGUGAAAACCGCGGAGACAGAAAGCUGUUCGUGGGAAUGCUCAGCAAGCAACAGACUGAAGACGAUGUCCGACAAUUGUUCGCUGCCUUCGGCACAAUAGAGGAGUGUACCAUCCUCCGUGGUCCAGACGGUAGCAGCAAAGGCUGCGCAUUCGUUAAGCUGUCGUCGCAUCAAGAAGCACUAGCGGCGAUAAAUUCUCUACACGGUAGCCAAACUAUGCCGGGUGCGUCAUCCAGCGUAGUGGUAAAGUUCGCGGACACUGAGAAAGAGAGACAACUAAGACGCAUGCAGCAAAUGGCCGGGAACAUGAGCCUCCUUAACCCUUUUGUCUUCAAUCAGUUUGGCGCCUAUGGCGCUUACGCCCAGCAACAAGCAGCGCUGAUGGCAGCUGCUACGGCACAGGGAACAUAUAUCAGUCCAAUGGCCGCUCUAGCCGCUGGACAAUUACCACACGCUCUGAACGGCAUGCCAAAUCCCGUCGUACCACCGACUUCUGGUUCCACAGGACAGCCAGUUAACGGAGCGAUACCGUCGUUACCCUCGCCGACGAUGCCCAAUUUCAACAUGGCCGCCCAAACACCGAACGGUCAACCAGCAGGUUCGGAUCCAGGUGUCUAUACCAACGGGAUACCGCAAACCUACUCGGGACAUGCCCUCCAUUUGUCGAUUCCAGCACAGGGGCUGCCCAAUGGGGAGGCGGCACUUCAACAUGCCGCCUCUUAUCCCGGAAUGCAAGCUUAUCCUCCUGGUGUCGCUUAUCCCGCCGUCUACAGCCAAUUUCCCCAAGCUAUCCCUCAGCCGAUGACCGCCGCUGUGGCACCUACGCAAAGGGAAGGAUGCUCUAUCUCAGGACCCGAGGGCUGCAACCUGUUCAUCUACCACCUGCCACAGGAGUUCGGUGACACCGAGCUCAUGCAGAUGUUCAUGCCCUUCGGCAACGUCAUCUCCUCGAAGGUCUUCAUCGACCGGGCCACUAACCAGAGCAAAUGCUUCGGUAAGUGCGUCAUUUCCACGAAAGACAGUGAAAACGUGGCCUUGUUGACUGAAGGGAAGAGACAGAAAGAAGACCGUUUCGUGUCGUUCGACAAUCAAGCGAGCGCGCAAGCAGCGAUCCACGCGAUGAACGGAUUUCAGAUAGGAAUGAAACGGUUAAAGGUACAACUUAAGAGGCCCAAGGAUUCUAGCAAGCCAUACUAACCCACGUCCUAGCGUAGAAAAACUGGACGGAUUGCGCCCUACGUCAUAACUUACAGAAUGUCGUACGAGAACGCGAGCCCUUUGGAAGCUCGACGAUCAGGAGUGACGAGUUUGAAUCACCGCUACAGCGCUCCUCUCCAUCAGCGACAACAAAGCGGAAGAGCGAGGGAAAGAGGCGAGAGAGGCGGGACCGAUUUGCACGACGGACCGGAAUUUUGGGAACGAUGAAAGCGCGAACGCGUGACAUGCCAUUUUUGAAUUAUUAUUUUCAUAAGGAACAUGUAAUAUAAUAUUAAUAAUGUAUAUCGAUAUGACGAAUUAACAGCAUCAUCGCGAGCUAUGAUCUCACACGAUACUCACAGCGCGCGCACACGCACACAAUCACAAACACACGCACACAUACUGACAGACAGACAGCAGAGACAGACAAAGGCACACGCAUCAUGUACACGUGCGCGACGAUGAUGAUGAUUAAUAUUAUUAUUAUUACAAUUAUUAUGGUUAUCGAUUAUAAUUAUUAUUAUAAACAAGAAAAAAAAGAUACUAAAAUACAUUAUAUAAAAUAAAGAUAAUUAAUCCUUACGUUAGGAGGCUAAACGCAUACUACAACGUGUUUGAAGUAUAAAUAAAGCAAAAAAAAGCGAAGAAAAGGAAUUUACAUUAAGAGACACACUUUGGAAUUAACAUGCAUACACACACACACACACGUCCACGUCCACGUCCACAUCCACGUACACGUGACACGCGCACCAAGAAGAAGUCCUGGGUGACAUAAAUCAACGUCGUACAUUUAUACUAUAUCAAGACUAGGACACGGUGAAAUAUAUAAAAUGUAGAGAAUUUUUGAACGUACCUCGUGGGAACCUGAAUUUCGUCGAGGAUCGUGUGACGAUAUCAUGACGAAACUUUGAAGCUAAUUUCUGUCGUCUCGUUCCAAGCGCAAGUUUAUGCGAGAGUCGAAAGGAUGGAGGAAGUCAGUGGAUUCGCGAACGUGGAUUCAAAAAAAAAAAACUCAUUAGGACUUUCUGUCUCUGUACACUUGGAUAAAGAAGCAAAAAAAAAGGACGAAUCGUUGGAUGUGAUAUAGGAACGAUAACUCUAAUGAAAUCGUUGUCACGUAUCGAUAAACGAAGGAAGGUUCCCCGACGUUCGUAUUUUCGCGCCACAGACGUGUUCCCGUAUUCGGACAUUGUUUGGGUUCGUCUUUUUCGUUUUCGUUCUUUCUUAUGUAUAAUAUACGCCGAGCCGAAAAAAAGUUCUCUGUACGACGUAUCUUAUCCCACUUGGAGCUCGCAUACAGACUACAUAAAAAGAAAAAAAAAAAAAACAAAAAAAAAAGAAAAAAAAAUCUAGCUAUUACGGACAUGGCCACUAGCAGAGAAAAAAAAUGUACCAUUCAGAUAGUUUAUUAUUAAAGAAACGGUAAUCAUUAUAGGUAUAUUAACGACAUUAUUUAUAUUAUUACGCAUAUUAUAUAAAUAAUUAAUAAACGAGAUACUAACCUUAGGGUGAAGUAUUCGCAAAUGGAAGAAUUUUGGAAAAGGCCGCGUUCAAAAGGAAGAAUUUUGUGGCGCGGCGGGGCGACGUGCCAUUCUAUUGGAAAUGGCAUUAUCGACGAGAAUAAAAAAAAAAAAAGAAAAAAAAAAUAAAUUAAAAGAAAAGAAAAGAAAAGAAAAGAAAAAAAAAAAUAAAUCGCCAAUUACUUUAACUUUGACAGUACUAUUAUUUAUUUGUAUAUGCCGAACGAUUAUGCCGUUUUCAGCGCGACAUAUUUUGGCGAUUCUCUUUGCUGGUAUAAAGAUUCAUAUGGUGGUCGCGUUCCAGGGUUUAAAAACGGACAACUAUAAUAACGGGAGAAAGAGAGAAUGAGAGAUAGAGACAAUUAAAAAGAAAAAAAAAAA